ACUGACAUGAGAAUCAGAGAAACAAAACAAAACAACUGCACUAUUUUGUGUUUAAUUUAACAAUUUACUUAUUUUCCAGUGUAAUUUUGUGGUUGUUGCGCAUGCAUAUUACUUUGUAUGCUGGGCAGUAACGAUAUUAUUGAAUCAUACAUUCACGUACCUAUUUAAAAUGCCGAGUCAAUAUGAAGAUGAACGCAACAACUGGGAAGGCCCUCAUCCAAGCCAUUAUGAGGAAGAAGGAGGUGAAGAUGUUAUUGAAAAUCCUGAAGAAGUAUUACAAGAGUGCUUGGAAAAGUUCAAAACUCCUGAUUACAUCAUGGAACCUGGUAUAUUUGGACAACUGAAACGAUAUUUCCAGGCUGGCGGGAACCCCGAACAAGUUAUUGAGCAAUUAUCCAUCAAUUACAGUGCUGUAGCUCAGAUGGCUAACUUGCUAGCUGAAUGGCUCAUUCUUGGAGGUGUGAAAGUUACAGAAGUUCAAGCCAUGGUUGAAAAUCACUUAAAGGAUAUGAUCUUAAAAACAUUUGACCCCAAAAAAGCUGAUACAAUUUUCACAGAGGAAGGAGAAACUCCAGCCUGGCUGACUGAAAUGAUAGAGCACCCAACUUGGCGAUCUCUUAUCUACCGACUUGCAGAGGAGUACCCUGAUUGUCUCAUGUUGAAUUUCACUAUAAAGUUGAUUUCUGAUGCUGGUUUCCAAGGAGAGAUUACAAGCAUAUCAACAGCCGCCCAACAAAUAGAAGUAUUUUCUAGAGUCCUAAAAUCUUCUAUAAUCGGGUUCCUUCAAAGUUCAGAAGAUUGGCAGAGUAGUGUUAACGAAUGUGCUAAAAUGGUCUGCCACGGAGCACACACCUACGUGUACAGCCAAGUGAUUGUGCACAUACUCUCCCAGGAACCCAGAGGAGGAAUCAUCAUGAGGAGACUCAGCCAAGAAAUAACCAAAUGUGCACAACAAAGCGGGCACGACGUGACGCCCAUCACACUGGCGCUAACAGGCGGCGAGCAGUGGCGCGGCGCGCGCACGGCGCUGGCGGCCAUGUUGUCCCGCGGCGCGCUCAACCCGGCCGACAUCUCGCUGCUGUACCGCGCGUACACGCAGCCCGACCCGCCGCCCGUGCACCUGCUGAGGAUACCGAGGUUCCUUGAGCUGCUGGUGGACUCUCUCUUCAAGUCGAACACGAAGCUGAACCCGGAGCACAAGUCCAAGUACAUGUUCCUGCUGGCGUACGCGGCGUGCGUGUGCGAGGGCCGCGGCGCGCCGAGACCGCCCAAGGACGAGCUCAAGUCCACCGUGCAGGCUAUUGAGAAGGUGCACGUCGUGGUGUGCAGCUCGGCCAGCUCCAGCGAGCUCAUCGCCGAGCUGCCCACGCUCUACCACUGCAUCCGCUUCCCAGUCGUAGGCAUGGGCGUACUAGUCUGGGUGGAAUGCGUCACCACGGAACCUUCCUACUUCAAGCUGAGCACGGAGCACUGCCCGCUGCACCUGGCGCUGCUGGACGAGGUCGCGUCGUGCCACCCGCUGCUGCACCGCCGGCUGCUGCGCCUGCUGGUGCGCCUGUUCGAGUCCAGCCAGGACGACCUGGAGAUACUGGUGCAGUUGGAGCUGCGUAAGAUGCUGCUGGACCGCAUGGUGAACCUGCUGAGCCGCGGCUGCGUGGUGCCCGUGCUGCGCUACGUCAAGAUGUGCUGGAUGCGCGGCGACACCGACAUCUCGCUCAUACGAUACUUCAUCACAGAGGUACUAGACGCCAUAGCGCCGCCCUACACGCCCGAGUUCGUGCAGCUGGUGCUGCCCAUGGUGGAGAACGAGGAGAUCACGGGCACCAUGCGCGCCGAGGGCGAGAACGACCCCGUGUCCGAGUUCAUAGUUCACUGCAAGGCUCACUAUGUCGUGGUUUGAAGAGGAAAUAAGACUUUAUGAAAAUGAUCUACUGAAAGAUUUAAGACAACGUGUUUGUAAACAUGCAUGUAGAAUUAAUAAAACAAUCAUAUUAGUUAAA
Plutella xylostella (diamondback moth) is the source of this 2000-nucleotide messenger RNA. It is a transcript of the gene TH1, whose product is annotated as negative elongation factor complex member TH1. Gene Ontology annotation, cellular component: NELF complex; nucleus. Lineage: Eukaryota; Metazoa; Arthropoda; Insecta; Lepidoptera; Plutellidae. Gene Ontology annotation, biological process: negative regulation of transcription elongation by RNA polymerase II. Gene Ontology annotation, molecular function: RNA binding. The record is from RefSeq and is a predicted model, not a curated record.